CGUCUAUGGUGGCUGGCAGAGCGAGCCAUGGAAUGGGUGCUAUUUUGCUAAAGGUACCUUUGACGCCUCCGCUCACACGCCGUACUGGAACCGCGUUUCCGUGGUCAUGGCGCAAAGCGGCAUGAGCUUCUACGUCAACGAUACGCUGGUACAAACCUUCGGCUCAGACAAGUGGUUCACGGGUGGAGUCCUGGACAAGAGCACUAACUUUCUAGCGCCAUUUGAUCAGCCGUUCUACUUGAUCCUCAACAUGGCAGUUGGCGGCAACUACCCCGCCGAGCAAACCGACGGACUGGUCAUAACUGACAGUAAACAUGCACCGUACAAGUUCCUGAUUGAUUGGGUGCGCGUGUACAGGUUGCCAUAACAGGUGUAGAGGUUGCCAUAACGG
Molecule: messenger RNA, 391 nt
Organism: Astrephomene gubernaculifera
Lineage: Eukaryota; Viridiplantae; Chlorophyta; Chlorophyceae; Chlamydomonadales; Astrephomenaceae
Source: the annotation of a GenBank genome assembly